AUGCGUGGUACACACCUAUGGAUGGCCCUAACCGGCCUUGUGGCCACAGCUUCUGCGGCGGCCCUUCCUGCACCGCAGCCCAAGAGCGUGUUUGAAAAAAGAGAUACGUGCUCGGGUCCUGUUGCCUCUUCUCCUACCUCGUAUUGGAUGGCGGACCAGGAUCACACGGGCGUUACUCGAGGAUAUGCUCCUGGAGUGAAGAAAAACCCCAACUAUCCCGUCUGGCGAAACGUUCAACAUUAUGGUGCCUCGGCGGACGGGUCUGGAGACCAGACCGGUAGCAUUCAGAACGCUAUCGAUGACGACGGGUCUGGUGGUAGCCGUGAGGGCAAGGGCGUCACUAAGUUUCCGGCGGAAGUGUUCCUACCCGGCGGCACUUAUCAGCUCGGAAGCACUCUGAAUCUUCGUGUUGGUACUGUCAUCACCGGCGAUCCUCUGAACCCACCUGUGUUGAAAGCCUCUGCCAACUUCAACGGCGACACGGUGAUCAAUGGAUACGACGGCGCGCACGGGGCACCGGAGACCAGCUUCAUGACUCUCGUGCGCAACGUGGUCAUUGAUACCACUGCCUUGAGUCCCGAUGCUGCGAUCACGGCCCUUCAAUGGGGCGUUGCCCAGGGUUCGGGCUUGACCAAUGUCAAGAUCAAUAUGCCCUACAAUUCCAACGGGCAGGUUGGCAUCAACUUGACUGGUGGAUCCACGAUCGCGGUGACUGAUGUCCACAUCCACGGCGGUGCUAUUGGCAUUAAAAACUCCAACCAGCAGGUCAAUUUCAAGAACGUUUACUUCCAAGGCUGUACUCUUGGCUUCAAGGGCGCUGGUGGAUGGACCGCCUUGCUCCAAGGCGCUACCUUUGACUCCAACGGUGUUUGCAUCGACAUGACCUCCAACCAGUUGGGUAGUUUGACACUCUUAGAUUCCAAGGUGACCAAUUCCGGCACGGUCAUCAAAUUCCACGACUCUUCCAACGACGGAGGCAACCGCCAGAGCCAGCUGUUGAUCGAGAAUUUGGAGCACGAUACCGAUCACCCUAUUGCUGUUACAAGCAAUGGCGAUGUGAAGCUCGCAGCCACCGGCCACGUCGACACUUGGGCCUGGGGAAACAUUACUCCCGGCGUGUAUGAGACCGGUAGCAGCUUCUCUACCUCUCGCCCCGAUGUGCUGUUGUCAAACGGCAAAUAUGUUAUGCGCACCCAGCCCACUUAUGCCGAGUAUGCCGCUGACCAGGUUGUCAACGUCAAAAAUGUCGACGGCUACCCCGUCAAGGGAGACGGUAGCACGAGUGAUGUGGCCUCGUUGAAUGCUAUUCUUGCUCAAAAUGCUGCCAACUGCAAGAUUUCUUACUUCCCCUACGGUGUUUACAUUGUCGAUGAUACCCUCAAGAUCCCUAUUGGAUCGCGGAUCGCUGGUGAGGCCUGGGCUGUCAUUUCUGGCAAGGGUGACGCCUUCAAGGAUGCUUCCAACCCGAAGCCCGUCGUCCAAAUUGGACAGCCUGGUGACGUGGGUGUCCUCGAGAUCCAGGACAUGCGCUUCGGUUCCGGUGCCAGCCCCGGAGACGUAGCCAUGUGGAACACCAUGGUUCUUUUGGGUGGUACUAGCGAUACCAGUAUCUCUCAAAACUGCCAAGACCAAGACACCUCGAAGUGCAUGGCAGCCUUCCUUGGCAUGCACCUGACAUCCUCCUCUUCUGCCUACAUCGAGAACCUCUGGGUCUGGACCGCCGAUCACAACCUUGACAAUGGGGGCUCUGCGUAUACAGUCAUCUCUACUGGCCGCGGUAUUCUCGUAGAAGCCACCAAGGGUACCUGGUUGACCGGCUCUGGAUCAGAGCACAACUGGUUGUACAACUACAACUUCCACGCGGCCGAGAACGUUUUCGCUGGUAUGCUGCAGUCCGAAAGUCCCUACAUGCAGGGAUCAGGCGCUACUCAGACUGCUCCAGCUCCCUGGACCGCCGAGUCUGCUUACGGUGACCCUGACUUUUCCUGGUGCGGCGGCGGCGACCAGAAGUGCCGCACCUCGCUGGCCACCAAUGUCGACGGCGGCAAGAACGUGCUGCUGUACAACAGCGCUGCCUGGGCAUUCUUUGAUGGGCCUUGGUACAGAGACUACGGCACCCAGUGCUCUGGCUCCUGCCAGACCAACAUGAUGCGCGUCGCCAACAGCCCCAACAACCUGGCAUGGUACUCCAUCAGUACCAGAAAGACCGAUGUUAUGAUUCUCGAUGGCCAGUCUAACCCUACCGAGUACAAUCACCCUGGUAGCUGGGAAGGUCUCAUUCAGGCUUACACGCAGUUCGCCGCAUAA
Molecule: messenger RNA, 2307 nt
Organism: Penicillium oxalicum
Lineage: Eukaryota; Fungi; Ascomycota; Eurotiomycetes; Eurotiales; Aspergillaceae
Product: glycoside hydrolase family 55 protein
Exons: 3
Coding region: 1-2307 (768 amino acids)
Molecular function (GO): polygalacturonase activity
Source: RefSeq, a predicted model, not a curated record